CGCGCUGGCACUGAGCUAAACAUUGUAGUAAUCGAAAAGUGUUUCAAGUGACUGUUUAAGUGAAAACGCCCCAAGCCGCAACGCAAGGAAAAACGGGCAGCAAGGCACGGACAAGGGUUUUCUUCGCGCGAUGCAUUCCCGGUUCGGCCUCCUGCUGGCCGUCGCUGUCGCCCUGGGGGCAGCCGUCGGUUGCAGCAUGCUGAACAACGACAACGCGGAACAGCGCAGCGGGCUGCUCGCCGAUCCGGCCACCGCCAAGAAGGUGCCCGAGAUGUCGUCCCAAGAAGCGAUCACGGAGUGCAACCGAACGUUCAUCAUCACGACCGAGUACUGGAACGAGCUGAACGAAACCGGAAGCUUCCCGGACGAAACGGACCGGAUACCGCUGUGUUUUGUCCGAUGCUAUCUGAAGGCGCUCGGAAUCCUGACGGAGGACGAUAGAGUCAACAAGGAGCAAGCGCUGGCACUGAGCUGGGCCACCGCUGGCGAGACGAUCGACGAGUGUCUGGAUGAGAUGACCGGAACUACGUGCGAGAAAGCUUACUAUCUCACGCGCUGCGUUAUGACCCGAGCGCUGGUAGACGGCAGGAGCAAAGACAACAAAUAGGCCCGGCGCUGAUGAUGACAGCUUACAUCGCUCCUCGCACCCGCAUCGAUGCUAAUUGU
Messenger RNA from Anopheles bellator, 666 nucleotides. RefSeq names its product general odorant-binding protein 84a (gene Obp84a). Gene Ontology annotation, molecular function: odorant binding. Lineage: Eukaryota; Metazoa; Arthropoda; Insecta; Diptera; Culicidae. The transcript is spliced from 4 exons. The record is from RefSeq and is a predicted model, not a curated record. Bases 131 to 607 code for a protein of 158 amino acids.